AUGAAUGACGCGAGAUUUGAUCCUGAAGACUAUCAAUUUGGACCACGUACUACGGCAGCUCUAGAGCCAGCGUUUCAUGAUGUUCCUGACAGUCCCUCAAUUGAAAACUUGAGAGCUAUACUAAAAACAUGGGAUGAUUGUCAUCGGACUGAGGGUUUUGACCCAAUUCCUACAUUAGUCAGCACUGCUGAGAUUAUUGAGCAAGCAAUUGAUGAGUUCCUCAAACUUGACCCUGAUCCUUUGGACGAUAGGCAUCCUGCUCGAACUCAUCCACAUGCUGAGUUCGGAAAUCUUUUAAAAUUGCUAUUUCGUAAUGAUGAUUUCAUGAACAAACUCGUCAUUUCCUACUUAUUGGGCCGCGAUCAACCAGAUUUAAGUGCUGCUGCUGCACGUUUACUUCUUGACUGUGUGCCAGGCUUAGAUGCUGCAGUUGUGUUCUCUGAGCCAAGCGAUUUUGUACCGCAGCUGUACAUAUGGGCAAAGGAUAGCUCAAAUGAGCUCUUACGGGCCUAUUCUUUGGGACUACUAGCGUCUGCACUUGAAGUGCAAGGAAAUGCACACAAGUAUCGCCCUAACAAUAUCGACCUAUUACCAGUUGCUCUUCGACGGCUCGCAGAAUUGAAAGCUAGAAUGUUUGAAGAAAGAGCUUUAGCGGAGCUAGUCCAGCAGGGCACUCAAAACACUGGACGGAAGGAUGAACACCGUAGCGAUUCUCCUGGUCCUUUUUCCAAUGUAAAUGGCUUUGAUAUGGAAGAGACGAGCUCUGAUGGUCAAGCUGGUUGUGGAAAUUCGAGCAACGAAAACUCGAGAUUGAGCGGAAAGAAGGCUGGAGAAUCUGGUCCGAUUAAUAUGAAUAGGCCAAAAGCUCCUUCACUACGUGUGCAAGUACCGGCAGCGCCCACAAAAGUCAGUCCUGAUGGAUCUCCUCCUCCAAAGAAGAAGAAGAAGAUGUCUAAGAAUGAGAGAAAGAGUCCUGUUGACAUGGCCAAGGUACCUUCACUUGCGUCACUCCAUAACUGGGAAAACAGCAAUAGCACUUGGAACGUGGUACAGCCGUACGUUAUUGGAACUCACAAGAUUUAUCCUUUGUCCGUCACAAUGCACCAGAGACUAGUUCUGCAAUAUUUGAUUCCAACCGGGGAAUAUCAAGAUUUGUUAAAUCUCGCUGUUGAUGGACAUGCUAUGGAUCUCAUACUCGAGUACAUUGAUCUGGAAAGAAUGAACGACGUUCGGUUAACGUUUGACGCGCUUAGAUACUUGACCUCCCUUCUGGUUCACCGGAAGUUUGCACUUGAGUUCAUUAUUCGAGGCGGAGUUGCUGCACUUAUACGUGUACCUCGUGCAUCUAUGGCUUCCGCGGCUUCCAUCACCGCUCUCUAUUACCUCUCCUAUAACGAGGAAGUUAUGGAGAAAGUAUGCCAGUUAAAUGACAAGAUUCUUGAUGAUGUCGUGGAUUAUGCUUUAUGGUGUCUGGAACAUAGUUAUGAAAGUGGAAUGGGAAGCGCUGCAAUGUUUUUCACUCACGGAUUUUACUACAAGCCCAUACUCGAACGAUUUGAUCAACGAGACGGUCUUCGCCGACUUUACAAUUAUAUAUCAACGUUAACUCUGCUACAAGAAGCUAACAAGGAUAAAGUUGACCUUACCGAGGAACAACACCUAACAAGUUCUCAAGCUAUUCGAAAUGCCUGUACAGCAUUUAGAAAUUAUUUGUGUUCCCAUCUUUUCUUGAAAUUGGAGCAAAUUCGUCGGACAGUUGGCAAUCGCAUCCUCCAGGCUGGCUGCAAUUACCCUACUGGUCUUCACAAUAAUCACCCUUCAUACAAGUCAAUGGAAAUGGAUGAGGAGUCUGUGAGAGAUGGUGUUUGGCUACUUACAACAGCUCUUCGUGCUUCAAAUUCGGGUUGGAAACCGGUUGAUGAUGCUAGAAAACUUGGUCUUAUCAAAACUCUCUUCGGGGUAAUUGUACUUACUCACGAACUUGGCCACACUGGAAGAUUUGACACUGCUCUCAACGCGUUGAAAACUUUGUGGCUCUGUUCUUGCCUUCCCAAGGUACAUCAUGAGUUUUGCGAGUCAAUGCGUCUACCAAACGGUAACGACUCGGAUGGGUUCCAGAUUUUGAUGGAGAUUAUCGGCAGUGUUAUUUUGAAUGACUCCGAAAUUAGAAUAGCGGCUCUUAACGUGCUAAUCAACUGCAUAUCAGUACCAGAAGAGAUAUCGAAGAUUUCUCGACUGGAUUCCACUGAGAAGAAGGAGAAGGACAAGGAUGGGCGGCGUAGUAGAAGUGCAUUUAGCAGCCUUCAAACUAAAGAUCAUUGUGAGAAAAUGUGGGCGGCUACACGCAAGUACAAUGGGAUAAAUGUACUGCUCACUGCCAUCCGUGUCAAUAGUCCCAUAGCCGACGCUGAUCAAACUCGUGCUUUGGCUUGUCGCGCAUUGCGUGAGUUCUCCAAAUGGGAGCCCAUACGACAGAUUUUAUCGAAACUACCCUUCAUCACCGGAAACGAGUUGCAAGGUUUGAUGCGGCAACCAGUGAUGUUAGAAAAGCGUUCGGAACAUUUAAAAUUCUGCGAGGAAGCGAGAAAACUAAUAGAAACUGUCACUCAGCGACCGAUGAUUGAUCAGCUAACAAACCCUAAAGAUCUUACGCAAGAUCGUCUCUGGAAAUCCCAUGUUAUAGCAAACACUCGUGUAUCAUAUAACGAGAAAGAACUGUUGCAGUUGAUUCAUGAUCAUCUUGUAAGGAAAGGGCUACAUGCUACGGCGUCCCAGUUAGUGAGCGAAGCCGAUUUGCCCGAUGUCCCUGCCAGUAGAGCUCCGACUACACCAGCUCGACUUCCUCCUAUGCCGCGAACUCAUAGCCUGGCUUUACCACCUUCGCAACCUCGAUCACUCGUUCUUCCUGGAGCAUCGGGUUUGACGUCUACUACCGCUACCUCUGAUGCCUCUACACCUAUAAAUUCUGUUAAACAACGGCUCUUCACUACGAAUGGAAGCACAUCGCAACGCGAGCAAGGUUUUUUAGAGCCAACACCUGGACGAGUGCGCAAGACGAAGUCCUCCAUUACUUUUCCCCAGCGGCUACAAUUAAGAAGUCCAGCAUGUUCUGGAAAUCGAGUGGGGGCGUUAGAGAAAACAGGAUUGCGUCCGUACAAAGGUCUCGAUGACAUUGUUACUGAAUACUUUAGAGUACAACAUUCAAAAUGCUCUCAUCCAGUUACGACAUGCCCUCCUUUUUCUCUUUUUUAUCCUCAUCGAUGCCCUGAGCCGCGGACUAUGGGAUCUGUUCCGGUGAACAUUGUGAAACGAUUCUCUACAAAGGACAUCUUACCAUACAACACCCGGGCUAUGAUACAUUCAAAGGAUGAGAGCUAUGUAUUCAGUCGGUUUCGACCUUCUCGAACGAUAAGUGAACACGAUGAAAUGUACACUAGCUGCGCCUUUUCGAUUGAUGAUGAACACCUCAUUGUUGGAAUGUUUACUGGUGAAGUGCACUGGUUAAACAUGGACUCAGGUAUUGAAGAAUCACACACGAUGUGUCAUUCGAGUGGAAUCACUUCAAUAGUUCCCAGCAAGGAUGGAAACUUUUUGUUGACAUCAUCUGCGUACAUCUCACCUCUUUCUGCUUUAUGGCGACUAGGCGAUCAGCAAGAACACGCCUUCGAUCUACCAGAAGAAUACUUCGUCCAUUUUUCAAAUCUCUCAAGUGAAAGGAUAAUUGGAACAUGUGAUGUUACAGGAUCUCUCUACGAUACAGAAACUGGAAGGCUUCUGAGGAAAUAUCGUCGUGACUCUGUCCCCACCGGAUAUACGCAUAAUCGGGCAUCCUUCUCACCUUGUGACACUAUGAUUCUCAAUGAUGGUGUACUCUACGAUGUUCGCGGACCUGUUGUGCAUAUGUUUGACCAACUUAACACAACCGGAUGCAGUGUUUUCCACCCACAAGGAAAUGAGAUUAUCAUCAACACGGAAGUGUGGGAUACACGCACCUUCCGUUUGCUGCAUCUUGUUCCUAAUCUUGAGCACUGCAAACUCGUCUUCAACAGCACGGGGAACAUUGUUUAUGCUGCUAUGUAUUCUGACUGCGCAGACGUCUUCAGGAACACGUACUGUGCAUCGUUCCGCACAUUUGACACUUCAGAUUAUUCCGUAAUCGCUACCGUAGACACAAAGCGACUUCUUCUUGAUAUAGCAAGUGAUCAUUCGGACCAUUAUGUUGCUGUUGUUGAACGAAUGGGCGAAGGGGAAGUUGAAUACAUGCUAAACAACGAAGAAACUGUAGUUCGGGCUUACGAGGUCGGGAAACGUCGUGAUGCUGAAGACGAUGACGUUGAUGAGGUGGAGGACGAAGAAGGUUCAGACAGUGCUCAUGAUACUGAUUCGUUAGCCGAAGGUCUCGAAGACGGUGAUGACGAUGAAGGCGAUAGCGAAGACGAUGACGAUGAUGAUGACGAUGAAACUGGUGUAUUUGAAGCGAUAGGAAGACUCGAAGCAGGUACUGACUCCGAAGGUUCUGACGAUAACGAGAGUGAAAGUAGCUCAUGGGAGACUGCAUCGAACCAAGACAACGAUCAAGGAAAUGGAGAGGAUGGAGCUGAUGAGCAAGAGGAUGAACAGAUGAACUCUCCUCGCAACAGCGAUGAAAAUGGUAGUGACAAUGGAGGACGAUUUCAAGUCUUCAUGCGAUCUCCCAGGGAAGAACAUCCUACCAGCAGUUCUACGGCUGUAAAUCCCCAUAUUCGUCGACAACGAAGACGGGGAGGAUAA
This is a messenger RNA of Necator americanus (New World hookworm), 4770 nucleotides long. RefSeq lists its product as uncharacterized. Gene Ontology annotation, cellular component: nucleus; Cul4-RING E3 ubiquitin ligase complex. The coding region runs from base 1 to 4770 and encodes 1589 amino acids. Gene Ontology annotation, molecular function: protein binding. Gene Ontology annotation, biological process: protein ubiquitination. Lineage: Eukaryota; Metazoa; Nematoda; Chromadorea; Rhabditida; Ancylostomatidae. The record is from RefSeq and is a predicted model, not a curated record. The transcript is spliced from 36 exons.